AUGGGCAAAAUUUCUAAAUGGACGCCAAUAUCGAAUAAAAGAAUGACUAAAACCGUACAAAAUGCUGUGGAAACAAACAGGAGAAACGAGUUUGGCUUCCUGUUCUUGAGGUGUGGAAAUCUCCUUCAAGUGCUCAUUUUUCCUCCGAUGUUACAGAAACUUAAAGAUGGCAGAGACAGACAUAACAUUAAUGUUAACGUGAUCCUUUUGGAUUCUAUAUCCAGACCACAUUUUUACAGAAGUCUUCCGAGAACUGUGGACGUUCUCCGGAAGAUUUCACGUGAUCCUAGCUUCAAGGCCACCACCCUGGACUUUGAGCUCUUCCAGAGUGUAGGUCAGCAAACAUUUGACAACUUGAGGCCGUUUUUCUCUGGAGUCAUACAAGGUACGAAUAUGAAGCACGUUCUAUACAACCGUUUUUUAAAAACGUUUUACGUUCAAAUUGGCAAACCUUUACGAGAUCUCGUUACAACAUGUGUUCGCAAACCCGACUUAUUGAGAGCGUUUGUAUCCUAGAUGAUAACGUUGUAACUAACACCGCAAAAACCGUUAAGGCACCUUUGGGCGUGGAGGUAUUGUUCGGGACUUUCAAGAGGUGGGGCUAUCAGACCCUCUUCCAAGAGGACCUUUGCUGGUUUGACCGUUGGGGAGUGGCCUUGACAGAUCUUGAAAUAAGAAGAAAACCCAGUACGGACUCAGAAUUCAUAGAAAGGUAAAGUUUUAAAAAAAAUGGGGUUUCUAAAGAGACUUGGUUAGCUUUCUAUCUCAAUAAAACUGGCCUUAAAGUCGAUUAUUUGAACGCUUCAGUAUCGUGGAAAUACUAAACUUUUGAUUUUGUAUAAUUAUCUCUUAGUGCCCAUGAUAAAUCUGUCGGCAAAGAUUUGACAAUUAAUGGUAGCUUUUUUUUUUUAAAGAAACCAUAAUUUGACAGCAAAAAAUACCAAUAAUUUUCCAGGUGGAAAGAAUUCCAAGAGAUAAUAAAAAAGAAACUUAUCGAUAACUUUGGCUUGAUGCAUUUCUCCGGAACAGUACUGGAAAAGUAUAAUGAAACAAACCAUUUUGAAACUCCUCCAAAAGUGUGCUUAAAUGGACAGUUCUUCAGUAAGUAUUUCAUGGAUUACCUACAAAUGGUGUACACUGCUAUCAACAAGGACUCUACGGCGAAACCGCUUAUUUCGUACAUGCAUUUCAACACUGGACACGAAUAUACCGGCAAACGGAUAAGAAACACGGACACCAAUUUAGCGGAGUUCAUCACCAACAUGGCGGCGUUACCUGACACUCUUACAAUGAUAUUUUCUGACCACGGUAAUAAAAACACUUAUUACAGUCAACACUCAGAGGAAGGAAGAAGAGAAGUGUUUGAUCCUGUUUUUUUCAUGGUUAUUCCCGGUGGCGUUGAAAAAAUACUGGGCAAGGAAAGGAUGACUGCCAUAGUUAAAAAUCAAAGACGCCUCUUUACAUUUCUCGAUGUACACCGUGCGCUUAUGAGUUUAAAGGACCCUGUUAAGAUGUUCUCCCAGAAUACUUCACUGGCUGGUAUAUUUGCAGUCCUACCGGAAAAUCGCACAUGCGCAAACUUAAGCUUGAUGCCGCUGACCUUGUGCAAGUGCGAGGACUUUGACAGAUAUAAUUCGGUUAAAGAUAACUCAGACAGUCAUAAGUGGUUAGCGGAGUUCGCGCUUGGAACCUUAAACAAUGCCAUUCAAAAACAACAUAUGGGAGGUAAGAAGGAAGGGUGUCGGAUAACUUGACUGGGUUCGCAGCUUUAAAGAAGUACUUUUCCUUGAUGCUAGUAAAGAUAAAUGAAUUUCCAUCGUUUUCUUACGAUUUAAAGUCAUGAUUAAUUGUAGGCCAGGCCAUCAAUUGAAGAUCGCUACCUGAGCGAUAAGGUUCAGCCUAAGGGUUUAUUAAGUUACACUCCUAAGGUUACAAGUCAGUCUGAAGUUAAGAAAUCAUCAGAACAUCACUUUCGCGCAUCACAUAUAUACACUGUACUCAGCAUAUUUCUUAGUUUACCCACGAGUUCUCUACCGGCAGCUGGUAGAACAUCUGAUUGUCCUAUCGGAAAGUCUCACACUCAAAUCCUCUUUGGUGACCCACGUAUUUUCUUUUCCUAGGCUGCUAACAAAUGGUUCACGCCUUUUUUUUUUUUAAUCACCGCCCUGGUUCGACGAAAUAGAAUACGCCGUCAUUAUCGAUGUCUUUUUAGUGUUAAUUUUUAUUCUUCCUAAAGGUGAUGAUGGUGGGCAGUUAUUAUCGAUUCUAAAAGAGGGAUACGGAAAUUGCCGACGAUUGGUGGGAAAAUCGUUCACAAAUAUUGUACAACGGACCCAAGGAGAGUACAUCACCACCACAAUGAACAUUAACGUGAUCCCCCCACCCGGAUACAACGAGGACGAAGUUUUCAAGGUUUCUGUCAAACAGUAUGCUCAAGCGGAUGACAAAUUGUGGUUGACUAGCUUUGUGCGGGUGUCCAAGUACAGCAAGUUUGAAUCAUGCGCAGAUAAAUCGGUGGAUAUUAAACUCUGUGCAUGCGCCAAACAGGAAACCACUGAACCCAUAAACAGUGGACAAAAACGUGCGAAAGAGGUCCCGAACAAAAUGUUUGCCUCAACGACUAUUCUGAAAGACCUGCACUCAGGCUGUCUCUUAUUCUUGAGACGAAAUCAUCGAACGUUUUCUCUUGCGCUGGAAGUAACGAAUGUGUGUUUUGAUCGAACCUACAAGUUUGAGCUAUCUGGCUCGUCCGGUGAAAGAGUGUAUUCUAUAAUCUUACCAAUUUAUCUCGAAUUAGCUCCGAAAACUUUUUACUUCUUGACCUCCGUUAAUAGGUACACUUCUAAAGACAGUUACCCUCUGAAUUUUUACGCAGAUAUAAAAGUUAAAUACACCGAUUUCGACAAGUUUAAGGAUUUGGGAAAAAUCGACGUUUCAUGAAUCUAAAAAAAUUUUUGAUGCAAAUCAACAAAAUACUUGUUUUAAAUUGUUUUGUUAUUGUAGAAUAUAGUACUUCACAUCCUGAUUCUCUGUCAGACUUGGACCAGAGCAAUUUUGUUUGAUUCCUUGAUGGGUUACCGUCAGUCUUUUUAAGACUAAAGGAGUGAAAGUGAGAGAAAUGAUGAUGCCGAGGGAACUUGUACUUCCGCCUCCAUAAAUAAGUACUGAAACUGUUUUUGAGUUAUCUAUUACUUAAAUAUCUUUCAGAAUAAUGAGAAUUUUUCACUAAACUAACUGACUAAUUGGAAUUGAAGUCUGAUAAUUCCUUACUAACGAGUUGUCUUUUUGUCUCAGUAAAAUUUACCUGACCCCACUCUAGUAGUAUUGUAAUGACCCCUCGUUGGCAGUUAAUUUCCUUUGGUCCCCCUUUAUACUCUUUUAGCGCGACUGAUUCCCCCUCCCUUCCCCACUUAAUGAAAAGUAUGUCAGUGAUCCCUCUGAAAAUUCUCCUCCUUUCCCUCCCUGCUCAGGCGACAAAUAAAAAACAAACUGUCCCCUUAUAUAUAACAAAAUGUGGCGGUUAGGUGCUAGGUCCGAUUUAAAUCAAAAGUGCGUUUACUAGUAAUUUUUUUAAAUGUCAUUAUUUGCAAUUAAUCUCAAGUUAAAAAGCGGAACUUCUAAACAAAGGCACUCUUUUUUUUCUUUUAAAAAAAAAAUACCUAGUACGACUCUGAUAGAUAAUAUUUUUGCUCAAUAUCCACAGUAACCACAUGGCUUCUGUGGAAAGAGAAUAUCCAAAGCUGACUGGCUAAUACUGAGUAGGACCCAGAAUGUUCGUGAAUAAUCCAGAAUGUUCUGGGCUAAUAAAUACUCAGUGUCACUGGAGCUGUAGUCUUCCGGAACGAUCUCCUGCAGUAAUACGUAAGCAAUCGCUAUUUUAGAGUAGGAUUUGUCCCUUCUUAUCGCAGGUUCUAAGGACGUGUUGCGUAAUCAUCAGAAUCCUAGAAGACUUCUACACUUUGCUCAAUUUACUGGCUUGAAAGUGAAAGCUGUCAAUUCUGCGGUCAAUGUCACAAGGAUCUGAGUAGCUUCAGUUAUCGAAGUGGACAAGAAGGCACACUUGAGUAAUCUUUCUUUCCACAUGGAAACAGUGUAGAUGUGGUUGAAGAUAUCAACAGGGUAGCUUUGAUCAGUUCACAGAAGGAAAGUGUAUGGCUACCGAGGAAACGAAGACGCCGGGAUUGCUUGCGACAAGUGGAGGAGAAGCUGAGAAUGGUACUGAAAUUAGAAAUAAGCAUUACAAUAUUAUAUGCAUGUGUUUUAUAUUCGCCAUUUGCUUUUUGUUGUACUUCCGCGGUGUGUCUGAAUACCACUUGCGUUUAGUUUUUAAGUGUAGUCCUUUAGUUCUGCCAAGCAAUUAUUGCUUUUUCUCCUUUACUGGCAAAACUUAAAUUGUACAAUAGCCAUUUAACGUUUAAAAUUUUGGAAGUGUCGUUGUGGACGCCUGCCAUCGUUAAGUGUUAAAUUUGUGCUGUUAAUUUCCAUUUAACCGGUUUUGUAGUUGACACUAAAGCUUUAUACAAAUCGUGAUGCUAGUUUAGUUGUCAACGUGUGGUUAACAUGCGAAAUAUUUGCAAUCUUCGAUACGGUCUUGAUAAUAUAGAGAAAUAUCAACAAAGCAUAAAUUCAAAUAUGUUCCGCAGUAGUGGUUUUACUUGUGGGAAAAAUGAAGGGACAGAAGAAGAACGGAAAUUUACUUAGUCGUUUUUUGAGUUUUAAAUAGCAGAAUUUUUCCUAAGGUCAGGAGAGAAGCUGCACUAGUUUGACUUAUGAUCAAUUUGCUGUUCCUUCGAAUUCACUGUGAAGAACAGAAUCGAGAUGAGUAGAUAGUGAUAUCGUUGGCACAAACUUUCGUACCAGCUUGAUAAUCGACUGUAAAUAAGGUCACAAAAAUCUUGCUCUUCAGAUUGUUAUCGAGUCUGUUAAUUCAGACUUAAUGCGAAUUAAGGAAGCUGAACACAUGUUAAAUAGGCUUUAUGUAAUCCUCCAACUUCAUGCAAACCAGAAAUUGCGACACAACGAUCACUUAAAAGAUAGACAAUUGAGUAUUAGGGCGAAUUACAAACCAAUUAAAUCAGAGUCUAUUUUUGCCGAAUGACUUUCGUAUACGUCAUAUUAAAAUUACCAUAAUCGAAUGUUUCCGGUGUCAGGCUGCAGUGGUUGACUAUGACGCACAGAAAGCCCCAAAACAAGGAAAUGAUUCAACCACGCGGCAAGAGUUGAUAGUCAUCCACGGACCGCAAUGUCUCAUGUAAUUAAUUGUUAAAACUAAAUGCAAUUGAAACAUUUAUUUAUACUAAAAAUCUAAUAUAUUUUUGAGCACACAGGAGACAUCAUCGACCUAAGGACCUCUGUGGUGACUGAACUGCAGCUUUCAGACAUAAGUGAUGACGUAGGUACUUGCUGGCGUGAGCUGGGACCAAAGCUUGAUAUCCCUUCAGCAAAGAUCCAAAACCUGGAUAACGAUUAUUACUGUAGUCGCGACAAAGCAAACGCCUUACUCCUCAUGUGGCAACAGAGGGAAGGGAGCAGUGCAGUGGCAGGGCGUUUGGCGGAUGCUUUGGUAAGCAUUGAGAAAAAAUGCAUAGCAGAAAAGCUUCUUGGUGAGUAGGUAUAACUGGUAAGAUGAGUGAGUGGCUUAUGAAGACUGCUUCUGUAAUGCGUAUACAACUGACAAGGUACCCAAUUUCUAAAUUUAUUUAAUGAAGAAAAAAAUUAUCAUGAUGAAUAGCUACAUUGCUACCUUGUUACACAACAAUGGGUUUUUCAGUGGUUUUCAAGUCUUAUCUUAACAAAAAGGGGAUUCCAACUAAGCUGUUUGGUGGCUAAAGUAAGAGAUUACAUCCUUGCAAGGAAAAAAAUCAUUUUCCUACGGCAAACAUUGUAAAUGGUUACAUUAGUUUACUGGUCUCCUUUGGUUUGCCUAGAGUACCAUCAACAUUCAUGAUCAGUUUGGCUGUUUAUUACUUGGAAAUAUCUGCUGACUUCUCAUAAUUUACUUUUACAACAUUUAUUAUCAGGAGCGGAUCAUGGAAAAUUGCCGAUGUGUAGAAACAUUCCCAAGGGUCACGUUAUCAGUUUAACAGUUAUUCAUGACCUGGGUGUGGGGCUUGAUAAGGUUAGUAGCUAACAACACGUUUUCUACCAUAACUACUGAAAGAUAUAAUUUUCACAAGAACCACAUACAUAUUUUGUUACCCGAAAGUUAUAAUCCACUUCCUCCAAGCUGAUGAGUGGUACGUCUGCCCUCGACUCCUACAGAGCUAAUCGCUUUCGGUUUUUUUUUUAAAAGUAUGAAAUCUAGAUCAGCAUUGGAUCAGAAUUAUUACUCAGACGGAUUUCCACCAUUUCCUAGACAUAUAUACAAUUUAUUAUCAAUUACUUUUUAAAAGUAAAAUAUCAAACUUACCGUAGUUGAGCGAAAAUUUUCAUAAAACUAGUUCAUAUUUGUUUACAAUAAACUAUUUCUCACUUUUUCUAGAGUUUGGUGUGCGAAGAUGCGCAAGGAAAUAAAUUCAUGGUAAAGGCAUUCAAUAGCAGUGAAAAUUUUUUAAAAUUGGAAGAGGUAAUUUCUCCACUUUUCCCAUUUAUCCGAGGACCGGACCAGAAGCCUCCUCUAGUGUGUCAUUUUUUCUCUUGGUUUAUGAACUUUUCUGCCAGUUUCAAGGAACAAGUCAGAAGCUUGCUCACCACUAUUACAACCAAAAGCAGUUCAAUCUCUUCCAUUCUCCUUAGGAGAAGUCGGAUGAGUGUUAUUAGUGUAUAAUUUUUUAGCUCAUUUGCCGAACAUAAGUCCUUUCAAGGAGCUGUGGUUAAUGGUUAUGUUUAUGACACGAAAAACCAUAUAUUCUUCGAGACUCAAAUUCUUUUUUGUCUGAAAAUGUGUCAAACUUAGUUCAUGAGUUUGCUGGAAAGCUUACAGAAGGUCAUAGACAGAUCCAGAAUGAUGGUAUCCAAUUUCGCUGAAUAGUUAACAAAGGUAUACAUCAGGCUGUGUAUAAAAACAGUACAAAAUAAAAUAACCUUUUCAAAGUUCUAUUUGCAAAAUUCGUCAAAUUCAGACGCUGCGAUCCAAAUCUUUCUUCGCCUGCACAAACCAAAUUCUACUGUUUUCCAUCCCUAUGUCACGUUUUGUCUCAAAGUCGCUCAAGCAAUAUUUGCAUUAUAACGCGAUGUUCACUUGGCAUGCUUCUUUCGCUUGCAUCUGAUAACAACCUGAAAUUAUGGAUAAACGACAGUAAAUUUCGCGAGUUUUCUUUCGCCAGAAAAUCAAGUGAUUAUUUUCGCUAGCUUAAGUGUUAUUACUGACUGAUCCCGCCGCCAAUGCCCGUACAAGAUAAUUCAAUUUAAUACAUUAGUCAAUAAACCUAAUCUGUUCCCAUGGUUCUUGUUUUACAUCGGAUCGUAAACAAUCGAAACGAUGUACAGUGCUGGGUUUGUGCUUGAACCCGAAAUUUUAUUUUCAAUCGAAAGGUGCCAUUUAAAGCAAUGAUGCUAUAAACUGUAACAAGCUUCUUUGUCGUUUAUGCGCGGUUACUUUUCCAUCGGGCUCGGGCAAGUUCGGGACGACUAGUUAACUAGAACGGUGCGCGAGUGAGUGACUCGUUUGCAUAUCGGAACCUCCACAAAAUCUUGUUUCUACCCUUCGCGUAAAACGAGUUAGAAAUGAUCAUUUGGAAAAAAUCACUCUGUGAUUUAGGGUAGAUCUCUGAAAACGAUGUUGUGGUUUUGAUCAAAUGUUCCAUGCUCUUUACUUCAUUUGUUUUAGCAGACACUUGUGAGUAGGAGGUUCUUAGAGACUGUUGUUGACGAAAAGAAGGAAAGCCUAAAGCGAUAUAUUUCAGCACAACUUCAGGACCAGAGGCUCCAAAUGAAGAAAGAGCAACCAGCUCGUGGAGAUGUAAAUAUGAGGAGGAAGAGGAUUCAACAAAUGAUGAAAGCGUGGAGCAAUCGCUUCUGUAAUGUGAGAAACAUCGCAACAUUUGUCUGAGGAUUUUUAAGGCUUUUAUUGAGCUGACUGCCGAGGUUGGACGCCUGGAAAUGAGGGCCAUUAUAAUACACUCAAUAUUUCAUCGUCGUUUGCAUACGGUUUAAGUUGCCCGAUUGCUUCUUUUGAGUGUUGUACCUCCGAAGAAUCCUUCGCCAUAUAACCGAGUGCAAACCAUUAAUUUGUUUUCAUUGAUCAAAGCAAUUUACUCUCAACAGGAUAGUCAUCGUGAAAUACGAAGGGCAGUCACUAAAUAUGAUAAGCACUUAAAAAUCAGUGUUAUUUUCGUUUUGCAGAAACCCAGACAUUUUUCAGAAAGCGACCCACCAAAAGGGAUUGGAUCGAAGGUAUGAUAUAGUCGUUAUUAAAAUACAACCAUCAAUCGAAGAAAGUAAGAAAAAAUCUGAAAAAUUUAGGUUGUCUUUUCCUCAGGAAGAGAAGCACGGAAAUAACUUUUUUAUGACCUAACGAUGCAAACUAUGCUAGAACUAGGAAGGAAAUUGAUUUGAACAUGAACAAUCGAUUAUUCAUCUCAGACAUUAAAGUUUAAAUUCAGGAUAUUAAGCUCGUGGAGGCGACUUUGUGUACUUACCUAACCCUAAGUAAUAUCAUUUAAUUUCAUAGGUAUUCAUAAAGCCUUGUCGUAAUCCAUGUAAAAUCUUCUUCUUCAUUUUGUUUGUUGUCAUCUCUUUAUAUUUUCUUGGUUGCACUAUGAUUAUUAUCUCCCUUAGAAGACAAGAAUGAAAAUAAAUUCUAACGAAGCUAAUGACUCUGUUUUUUUAUUACUUUGUUUUUAUCUCAUGGUUCAAGAAUCCCUUGUUGAGGCUGAGAUCGGGAGAUAAAGAAGCUUGCGUCCUCCUGUCAAUCUCAAAACCCUCCAGCGAUGAAGAAUAUCAAACCAAAGAUUCGGGAGCAGGAAAAAAACACAGAAGAACUCAUAAUUGUUUACAAAAAAAAAAUUGAUUAGCAUAAUCUCUUUUAGAAGACGCCCUCUGCGAAAGGCAAAUUUAAACAGACGAAUUUGCCUUUCUGGCUUUAGUUGUAUUUGGCAAGUUUAAUAUAAACGAAAAUUCGUGAACACACGAAAAACUAUUUAGCCGAUCAGCUUUCAGUAUUUUCUUUGGAUAAUAGGAGUGUUCGAGGAUUCACGAUACCUCGAGAUAGAACUCUUGUCUAAUUUGAUGGUGAAGUGCUAUUUCUCGAUUAUCCAAUGCAAUUUCAUUUUGAGACAUUACAAGUGUCUCCAAUUAGCUCUAUUAGCGAAAAAGAAGAGGCAGAAUGCAAAAUUUCGCCAUAUUUGCUCCUUAGUAUAACUGUAGCCAGUUUGAAUGUAAGACGUAAUAGCGAACAUGAAUGGAUAUCGCACUUAUACAAAAAGGGAAAUUUGGAUGGUGAUUAGCGGACUGUGAUUAGUUAUAAUUUGACGGAAUAUCUCAGUGUAAGGGGGCCUUUUUCGGUGAGAAUCUUGAUCGCUUGUUAUUUUCAGAGUAGGAUCUGUUUCAACCCAGAUCAUGUCUUAAAGGCAUACAACUCUCUUGAGAUCGAUUUUGUUACUAUACAAUCAAGUAUCUCUCAUCCUGAUAUUGAGUCAGACGUGGUCCUGAGCAAUUUUGUUCAAUUCCUCGAUGGUUUUACCGUCAGUCUUUAAAGAUUUAAGGAGUGAAGGUGAGACAAACGAUGAUACCAAGGAAACUUGUACUUCCGCCUCGAUAAACAAGCAAUGAAACCGUUUUUGCGUUAUCUAUUGCUGAAAGAUCCUUCAUAGUAUUGACAGUUUUUUACAAAAUUGACCAGUUGGAUUUGGUGAGUCCUAUAAUUCCAUAAUCAGUGGCCAGAUAUUAUCUGUCAACUGGUCUCAGUAAAAUUAACCCGACCCCACCCUGGUAGUAUUCUGAUGAUCCUCCUCAUUGACAGUUGAUUUUCCAAAGUCCUCCCUUUAUACUCUGUUAGAGCGACUGAUACCCUCUCCCUUCCCCACUUGAUUAAAAGCGUGUGCCCCCCUCCGCUCAGGCGAUAAAUAAAUAGAGAAUAAUAACUGGGUACGCU
Pocillopora meandrina is the source of this 10033-nucleotide messenger RNA. NCBI's taxonomy places the organism in Eukaryota, Metazoa, Cnidaria, Anthozoa, Scleractinia, Pocilloporidae. The record is from the annotation of a GenBank genome assembly.